This is a messenger RNA of Fusarium poae, 708 nucleotides long. RefSeq lists its product as uncharacterized. The record is from RefSeq and is a predicted model, not a curated record. Lineage: Eukaryota; Fungi; Ascomycota; Sordariomycetes; Hypocreales; Nectriaceae. The coding region runs from base 1 to 708 and encodes 235 amino acids. Gene Ontology annotation, molecular function: hydrolase activity, hydrolyzing O-glycosyl compounds. The transcript has a single exon. Gene Ontology annotation, biological process: carbohydrate metabolic process.
AUGGCAGUCAAGGGUCAUGGACUUCUCUCUCCAUGCUGCAACCCGGAUUAUGUCCUCAACAUAAUCGACCCCAAUGCCCUCUGCGCUGAGAUCACCGAGCACUUUGAGGCUGUUAUGCAUCGUUACAAGGGCAAGAUGGAUCGAUGGGAUGUUGUUUCCGAGGCCCUCAAGACAAACGGUAGUGGUUUAGCUCCAAACCACUUUUUUGAUAUCCUCGGCCCUGAAUGGCUCGAGGAGGCCUUUCGUAUUGCCCGAGCAACUGAUCCAGACGCCAAGCUCUUUCUCAAUGAGAAUCUUGUUGAAGUAAUGCCGAAAAAACACCAAGAACUCUACGAUAUGGUCGCCAAGCUUGUUUCCAAAGGCAUCCCUAUUGAUGGAGUUGCCCUUCAGACGCAUGUAACUCUAGAGCCCUUGGUACCUGGUGUCAUUCGUGAUAUGGUCAAUUCUUACAAAGCUCUUGGUCUUGAGGUUUCUAUUGCCGAGUUGGAUGUCCAUACGUACAACGCGACUCAACAAGCCGACAUCUAUGGUAACGUUAUCAAGGAAGCUCUCGACGCAGGUAUAAAUGAUAUCAGUUUCUGGGGCUUUACCGAUAAGCACUCGUAUACGUGGCUUCCAGGCUCGAAGCCAUUAAUGUUCAACGAAACUUAUCAGCCCAAGGGUGCCUUCUUCUCGACCCACGAUGCUCUCGCCAACUUUGUUGAGUAG